Messenger RNA from Oncorhynchus mykiss (rainbow trout), 1369 nucleotides. The record is from RefSeq and is a predicted model, not a curated record. NCBI's taxonomy places the organism in Eukaryota, Metazoa, Chordata, Actinopteri, Salmoniformes, Salmonidae.
CAGCUGGUGGACUGCAGGAAAACAACGGGGCUGAGUGGAACUGUGAGAGGAGGAGAAGAGAAGAAAGGAUCAAAUUUGACACAUCAAAGACAAAGACCAGACUCAGAGGAACCAGAGCCAGGGACGUCUAAACCAGCAAGACGACACCAGUGCUCCCACUGUGGAAAGAGUUGUAACCAGAAAGCACAACUGAACGCUCAUGAGAGAAUACACACAGGGGAGAAGCCUUACCACUGCUCCCAGUGUGGAAAGGGUUUCAACCAGCCAGGGGUGCUAAAACAACAUGAGAUAAUACACACAGGAGAGAAGCCUUACCACUGCUCCCAAUGUGGAAAGUGUUUCCUCCGUAAGGGGGAGCUGAAACUACACGAGAGAAUACACACAGGAGAGAAGCCUUACCACUGCUCCCAAUGUGGAAAGUGUUUCGUCCGUUCGGGGGAGCUGAAACGGCAUGAGAGAAUACACACAGGAGAGCAGCCUUACAACUGCUCCCAAUGUGGGAAGCGUUUCAACCAGUCGGGGGGGCUGAAACUACAUGAGAGAAUACACACAGGAGAGAAGCCUUACCACUGCUCCCAAUGUGGAAAGUGUUUCAACCGGUCGGGGAUGCUGAAACAACAUGAGAGAGUACACACAGGAGAGAAGCCGUACCACUGCUCCCAAUGUGGAAAGUUUUUCAGCCAGAGAGGAUACCUGAAACAACAUGAGAGAAUACACACAGGGGAAAAGCCUUACCACUGCUCCCAGUGUGGAAAGUGUUUCAACGAUUCAGGGACGCUGAAACGACAUGAGAGAAUACACACAGGGCUGAAGCCUUACCACUCCUCCCAGUGCAAAGCUUUUGCCCAUUUAGGAAGCCUGAAAGAACACAUUAGACUGCACACAGAGGAGAAGGCUUAGAAAAGCUCAGACUGUGGGAAAACAUAUUACUCAUAACAGUCAUUUAAACGUCAUUAGAGAAUCCACACAGGAAAGAGAAAUUACUUCUCUUAGCGUGUGUAUUGAUAUUUCACAUCACAUUGUCUUAAAAUUAAUCAGAGAACAUACACAGUGCUCCCAUUGUCUUAUAUUGUUGACUGACAAUGUGUUUACCUGUCUUUACCAGAUGAAAUUAAAUGGUACAGGGUAUACUCAAACAUAUAUUUGUUUGUUUUUAUUAGAAAACAUGAAGUGAAUAUGGAGUCUGUCAGUUUGAAUAUAAAGAAGAUCAGGUUCCUUCUUUUAAACUGUCCUUUUUUAAAACUCUUUGUGUGUGUUUAUCUGGGUGUGUCAUUCCUCCAGCACUACAGAUAAUCAAGUGAUAAUUGGAUGUGAUGCAUUAGUUCCAUUGUUGACAUUUGCAUUGUUGGCCCACUGAUGAUUUAAUGAA